AUUGUUAAGUCUCCCGGGGCAUUAAGAGUGUCAGCUACUUAUACUUUGUUUUAUUGUUAUUUGCAUUGUUCCUUUGAAAACACACAACAUUACACAUAAGUAUAUAACUUGAUUAACACAAACUGGUAGAAGAAAAUGACAUUUACUCAUGCACAUUUACUAAUAUGGGAAAACAUGCAAACUUCUAUUUAAUAUUAGAGAGGUAUGCAAUGAGUAAAGGCAUGUUCAGUGAACAGGAAAAUAAUUGAGUGAAAUACAUAAUAGAAAGGUGUGUUAUAUUCUAAGAAGGAUUUAUGUUAACAUGUAAACUGAUGAUGAGGAUGAUAUUAAAAGAGUUGAUGGUAUUCACGUAAUGUACAAUGUGUUCAGUGAAAAAACAGUUUCUUGUUAGUAUUCACUACAUAUUCUGAAGGAAUGAGAGGAUAUCAUUGAUUUUACAUACAAGAGUCUAGUGUGCUGAAAAAACUUAAAAAGGAAACUAAGUUCACUUAUUUCAAUCAAUAUGAGGAGAAGGUUUGUAAUAGUGAAAUCACUUUCAUUUCCUCGGAUAUACAUCUUGUCGCUGACUUUGCUCCUUCUUGUGUUCUUAUUUCUUGAUUGGCGGAACACUCUUGUCUAUGUCACCAUACCUGGAGACUAUGUGAGACACCUACAGCCUGAUGGUGUCUCAAACAUAAAUAAUGGAUACAAUUUCAACAAGGUUGCAACCACAAAGAAAAUUACUUUAGGAUUCACUGAUGAUGUGCGAAUCAAGGAUGAAAAGGUGACUGUGAAUUCAACAGAAACUAAAAGACUCACAAGUCAAGUUAAAGUCACACAAAACCAAGGGAAAGACACAGAUAGUCAAACUAGAGACACACAUACUGAAACUAAAGAUGAUAGUGACCAACAUGUUUCAAUUACAAAAAAGGAAGACAAAAUUUUUGAUAUUAAAAAUGUCAGUGCAACACUGAACUUGACUGAAACAAACCAGGAGAGAAAGGUUCCUUCUAAAGCCCAAACAAAGGAGGUGGACAAAGUCCACAAGGAGUUAACAUUAGUUGCAAAGGAGAUCAGUGACACACAAGGCUUGGUUGCAAUCACAAUGGUGAACCAUGCCUAUAUCAAUAUGACUAUGAGCUGGUUGUGUAACACAGUCAACAUGAAUGUACAUAGUCAUAUCAUCAUUAUGACUACUGAUGAACAAACACAAGUUGAGCUAAGUGCAAAGUGGCCAAAUGUUAAGAUCAUAUUCCUCUAUUUGCCUAAUGUUGAGAAUGACUUGAGAUAUGGGAGAGUAAACUACCUUAAGUACAUGCAGCAGAGAACAAACAUUCUAAUGACUUUGUUGGAGAAUGAUAUCAAAUUUUUAUUAUUUGAAGUAGAUGCAGUUUGGUUGAGAAAUCCUAUACCAAUGUUAGAGAAAAUCACGGAAGCAGGUCAAUAUGAUCUGAUUGGAGGACGCAUGAAUAAAACUGACCAAUACAAUGGAGGGUUUCUGGUUGUAAACCCGACCAACACCAUGAAACAAAUAUGGCAUGACGUGAAAACUCAAAUGGAUCAAUUAAUACGUAUGAUCGGUGUCAACUCAGAUGAUACUAAAAUCAACUUUUACGAUAAUGACCAAACAUACCUUAAGCUAUCAAUACAAAAAUAUCGCAAACAGUUCAAAGGUUUCUUACUGGACAGUGACAUGGUAGCCGAUGGAAAGUGGUACCUUCAGAAUACACUGGAGAGGUUGGAAUCAAAGACACCUCUAGUGGUUAACAACAACUGGGUUGUAGGAAAGGAUGAGAAAGUUGCCAGAGCUAAGAAGUACAAACAUUGGUUCAUAGAUGAUGCCUUAGAGUGUGACUGGCAGAAUGUUUUUAGUUUGGAGCAUACAGCUUAAAGUGAUUUGUUAACAAUUGAAUAAAAUGAGGUGCCAAAGGGUUCAUUGCAUUUAUUGAUGUACAUGUAGUAUGGCUCAUUUAAAACAGAUCGCAUCUCCAAACCUCACAUAGUUUCAUUAAUUCUUCACUUUACCAUCAGAUUUUACUAUGCUUCAAAUCUGAUCUUCCCUAUAUGUUUAAAAUUUAUGCACAUUUGUGAAAAUAAAUGAUUUAAGCCAGCUAACACCAGUCUACAGCAAAAGUUUGUUCAUUCCAUGGUAAUAAACCUUCAGUUUCAGGAAUGCUAAAAAUCUGAAUCCAAAAUAUUCCAGAACUUUAUUAGCAUUUAUCAUGGUGAAAUAUUUGGAAUCAAUUUAUUUAUCAACCAUUUUGGUCUAACUCCAAUCUAUUAUAUCCUGAGUGAGAUAAGACCAACAAGAAUAUCACUAGGGGUGGGUGGGACAGCCCUUCAGCAGGCAACAGCGGGUAAUGACUUCACGGGCUGUGUAUUAGCAGUGAAUGUAUAAUCAUAUAAUAGAUCUUAGAUAGGUUGUGAACAUUGCCUAUAGUAAAAUACAAUACUGCGACCUCUGUUUUCAGCUAAUUGAUUAUUCAUGGUCAAUUAAUAACAUGGUACAUUACAGCCUGACCUACCCAUUACAUGGCCUGAACCAAUUUGGACUGGCCGAGGAAAGUCGACCCGACGACUGCCCCCCCCCCUCCAUCGAUAUCAUACACAAGAUACAAGGUCUACUUACUUCCUGACAGAUAGGCAUAAUAUGCUUUAGACCAGCGAGAUUCUUCCCUCAACCUGAAAAGUGAGAUACAGUAUCAAAAUAUGAGGAUCUUCAAGAUACAUUUGUGAUCUAAAAGUGACAUAAAGACUUGUAACAUAUCAUAUUUGUGCAUGCUGCAAUAAUAAAUGAUAAGAUUGAUUACAUACUGUCCUGUGUUCUAACUUCACCUGUGGUUCUAACUUCACAUUCUGUUUUUUUGGCAUAUGGAUGAGUCUAAGAAUGUAACAACUUUUUUAUCAAAAUAGCAAUAGCUCUCAUAGGGAUACACUAAGGAACUUUGAAUUUCUUGCAAAAAUAUUCAAUAGGGAAGUGCUGCCACCUACCUUUAUACAGACUUUUUUUACACUAUCUUUAACAAUGUGCAUCACAUCAUUAUAUCUUUUAUUAAGUUGUUCUAGCUAACAGUGCUUUAUUUAUAAAAUAUCAUAUACUUUACCUCAGAAAACACUUCAAGCCCUCCUGCCAUUUGAGCCUCAUGACACUUCCCCAACCUAUCUCAUACAGACAUAUUAUUUGGAUUUCUCGCUGCUUCUCAGCUUUCUGUAGUGCCUCCUCAUAGGUUACCAUGGCAGCAUUCAACUCACACUGAAACAAUUUAGAAUUUUAUAACUAGGCUGUAUUGAGGAAACAUAUAAGAGGUGUGUUGCUAUCUAUAUAAUAGGUUUAUGACAUUUAUCCUUAGGUGGGCACUAAAAAAAAUUGUACAAAAUUUUAUAUUUUUAUCUCCCACACAACAUUUCCUUUUUUAUUUUUGUUAUUCAACUAUUACAUAAAAAGUGAUUUUUAUGAUUUCAGUACAGGUUCUUCAAGUUUUCAAAUUCUAACAGAAAACCAACAAAAAGCAAAUUGUGAAUACAGUAAAACCUGUGUAUAUUGAACAUUUUUUGCCAAUAAAAACUGUGCUGGUAGAUGUUCACUACAGUGCAAUUCAUACAGAAGCCAGUAGAGUAUUUGCGGAGGAAGGGUGUCCCCAAGAGAUAGGUGUUCACUAAGACAGGUUUUAUUGUACUUUACAUAUGCAAUACCUUUAAUCGUUGUAACCUCCCCUUGUAGAAGAGAAACAGUGCAGAAUCAGGAUAUUCCUUCUCGACCUCCUCAAGAAUAAUCUCAGCCUCUGGUAUACCUGAAUAAUAAUUCAAUACUUUCUUUAAGUUCAUUUCUGUUAAAAUAUUAAAAGUAAUAAUAAAAAGUUACUUAAUAUUUAAAAAAUCAUUCAGGGGUUGAUUUGAAUAAAGGUUGAAAGGUUGAGAUGACCUGGGGUGAGUUGACAUGAAGUUGAGAUAAUCUAGGGGUAGCCACUUACCAAUGAAAUAUUGAUUCACUGGUGAGCAGUAUUAAUGGAGUUGUAAAAUAAAGUAAAGAUUUAUCAUGAUUAAAGAUUUUACAAUAAAUUGUAGACUACAAAUUGGG
Messenger RNA from Owenia fusiformis, 4057 nucleotides. The record is from the annotation of a GenBank genome assembly. NCBI's taxonomy places the organism in Eukaryota, Metazoa, Annelida, Polychaeta, Sabellida, Oweniidae.